This is a messenger RNA of Babjeviella inositovora NRRL Y-12698, 2334 nucleotides long. RefSeq lists its product as uncharacterized. The coding region runs from base 351 to 2168 and encodes 605 amino acids. The transcript has a single exon. The record is from RefSeq and is a predicted model, not a curated record. NCBI's taxonomy places the organism in Eukaryota, Fungi, Ascomycota, Pichiomycetes, Serinales.
UAUUCGUAUCCUGCAUGUAACCUGCGCCCUCCCCAUCUCCAGCUUUUUCGAGUAAUUUCCUGCAUACGUUUCGUGUUAUGGUCAACGUGGCUGUCGUGAGUCGAGAUCCACUAGCCGCCGGAGGGGAAAGGCUAGGAUUGCUUUGAAACUCCGGCUGGCCACCUUAUCAAUAAAAUUCAAAUCUCCCAAAAUAUCUUGCUGUUAUCAUAUAUUAUAUCCAUACCUCAUUUAAAAAGAAGAAAAAAAACCUCCCCUAUUGCAGAUUGCAACUAUCCUACCGAUCUGCCCCCACACUGCUUACCCGAGAAACUACAACCUAUACUAUCUUUAACUCCCAGCAAUACACAAAUAUGACCUCCUCUCACGAAUCUGCCAAUAUUAUCACUGGCCUUUCCAAGUUGGCUCAUCCGGCUAACGUUCAUGCCAUUGAUGCUUUCCAAGUUCCAAAGUCGAUGGUGGACCACGAUAUCCAAAGCACCUUGAAGUUAGCCGAGGCAUCCCUCAAGGAUUUUAACGAAUCUGAUGGAAGCGUCUCUGAAACCUCUACCGACUGCGACUUUGACCACCCCUCUCCAAACUCUUCUCACACAACCAACUCGUCCGCUAAUGGUACUGGUGCCCAACAUAUCUCCCCGCCGCUUGCCCUUCGCCAGAAAAGAUCCUACAGCUUCCUGGGCUUGGGCGGUUCGCCGGAGAAGCGAGCCAGAUUCUCCGAUACUUCCUUGGUUAAAGAGAUCUCGUUGCAAAUAGCCAAGCGUGGCUUGUUCAGAGCUCCUGGUUCUGCCGCGAUAACCCGCCAGAUCCCAGAGGAAGAGUUCUUCAGAAUCAGCUUUUUAAAAAAGACCCAGCCUCUGAAUAAGGUCGCUGGUUAUUCUCCAAUAACCGGUAAGAUGCGUUUAAGCUCUCUCUCCAGUAGUGUUAACAGCAGAAGAUUGAGCACCAUCAAGGACCGUGCCCUCCAGUUCAAUCCCCAAGCCCAAAGUACGCCCUCGUCGACCUCCAAGUUCCCCAAAAAUAAGUCCUUUGGUGUUUCUAUCAGAAAAUGCUCGAGAUGCGACCUUAUCGUUGACGAUAAGGAUGGAUCCGAUCGUGACGGCGAAUCGUCUGUCGUAACACAUCCGCACUGUGACUACGUCAACAAGAUUGAGUUGACCAGACUUGCCAAGGGGGUCAAUCAUGAACGCAUUAAAGCAUUAUCCGCAGUGAUUGAUACCCGGGAGAAAAGCGAAUCGUUUGUGGUUGCUAUGACUCCUGAAGAGAUUGGUGUUUGGUCCACCGAAUUAAAGUCCAUUGUUGACCUCACAAAAUUUCAAACUGUGUCAGAAACGGCCGUUGAUGACCGACCAAUCGUUAUUCGUAAGGGUCUUGAAAAAAUUACCUGGAUGGGUGAGGAUAGCCAACUCAGAAAAUUCCAGCUAGUGCUUAGCUGGAUUCUUUCAAACUGGUACGUGGAAACUAAUGGAAGCAUAUCGAUUGCUAUUUUGGAUGAUGAAAACGUCGAUAUUGGUUCCUAUUCUACUCAAUCAGAAUAUUACCACAAUGGGACAAAGGCUACUAGCAGUGAAUUCAAGUUUAUUUUAAAAAAGAACUGCUCGUUGUUGUACGUGAUCGAUCAAGCCUGGGCUUUCUCGAACGAAGAGUUUAUGAAGGAGCCACUCAGAACAAAUGUCAUGGUGUUUGACUUGGCUAACAAUCUCCCACAGGUGAAAGACAUUACCUCGUAUAUCUUGCAUGACGUUACGGCAACCUUUGACCUUGGCCACUCACCCGUGAAGGGUGCUCUGUCCCCUCCAUUUUCCCUGGCGGAUAUUACGGUGACCCAUUUUACCACGACUAAUUCGUUUAAACAUUGUUUACAGAACAAUCUUGGUAAUGAUUCGACACCCGGCUUCCUUGAAGGGACCUCAUCAGACUCGGGCUCCUCGUACAUUUACUAUGGCUAUCGUGAAGCUUCCUUGGAAAUUCUCAACUUGGUGAAGACAUUCUUAUACUUUGGGAACAAGUUUACCGCCGCCUUGGUCAACACCCAAUCGCUGGCCCUGUCUCGGUCACAAAACAGCUCCCCGUUAUUGUUGGCGGGGGAACGGUCGCAUUUGUUCACCCAUAAGUAUGUGGAUUACGAUACUGUCUAUGACAUCGUAACAAGAUGCAAGACGGCCGCAAGUUGAUGUAAGCGGGCUUGUACACUAAAUGAAUUGUGAAUGUUCGGCGUGAGGCUUAUACCAACCUUGUUUUUCUUAGCUCUAAGACCUUAUAACCUAAUUCCUUUCUGCGUAACCAGUAAACGAUGAGUUUUAUAACCCUGCGAUAUCGUGAAUGCUGCUUAUAAUCCGG